Molecule: messenger RNA, 2337 nt
Organism: Eurytemora carolleeae
Lineage: Eukaryota; Metazoa; Arthropoda; Copepoda; Calanoida; Temoridae
Gene: Psn
Product: presenilin-1
Exons: 17
Coding region: 107-1555 (482 amino acids)
Biological process (GO): calcium ion transport; negative regulation of apoptotic process; Notch receptor processing
Cellular component (GO): growth cone; membrane raft; mitochondrial inner membrane
Molecular function (GO): aspartic endopeptidase activity, intramembrane cleaving
Source: RefSeq, a predicted model, not a curated record
UGUUUUUCUAAAAAUCACUUUAAUUUCAGAUAAAAUGGCUUUUUGAAAGAUAUUUUUGAAAUAGGACAAUCCAGUAUUAAUAAAAUAGGAAUCUAUCUGAACUCGUAUGACAGAACUAGUUGUUACCGGUAACAUGCCAGGCUCCCAGCAAGAGCAGAGUACUGUACAGAGCAGACGAAGUAGAGACAGUUCUAGGCAGGAUUUGUUACCUGAUGACCCGGCUGGUCGACCUACCAGACCGGAGAGAGUCAGGAGGCAACAGGUCGAAAGACAGAUCGAGGAGGAAGACGAAGAGGAACUGAGUUUAAAAUACGGAGCUCAUCAUGUGAUAAAACUGUUUACUCCAGUCACCCUGUGUAUGGCAGUUGUAGUUGCUACAAUAUCAUCUAUAACCUACUACACGGAGAAGGGAACAUAUUUAGUGUACACACCGUUCCAUGAGACUAGCGACAAUGCUGGAACUAUUGCUUGGAACGCUCUGGCAAAUGCUGGUAUUAUGCUGGCCGUCAUUGCUGUUAUGACAGGUGAAAAUCUUAUUGUUAAUUUAAUGCUACUGUUCCUGUUCUCCUACCUGUACCUCUCCGAAGUUCUGAAAGCAUACAACCUGCCUAUGGAUUACAUCACGCUCGCGAUUAUAAUAUGGAAUUUUGGAAUAGUUGGAAUGAUGUCAAUCUACUGGAAGGCACCCUUGAUACUUCAACAGGCCUACCUGAUAUUUGUGUCUGCCCUGAUGGCCCUGAUAUUUAUCAAGUAUCUACCCAACUGGACUACCUGGGUUGUACUCGGUGUAAUUAGUUUGUGGGAUCUGUUUGCUGUCCUUGCCCCCUUUGGACCAUUAAGAAUUCUGGUAGAAACUGCUCAAGAACGAAAUGAACAGAUCUUUCCAUCCCUCAUCUACUCCAGUGGAAUGGUUUAUGCUCUUGUUGCAACAACUACUACAGCUGAUGGGGAGGAAGAAGAACAGCAGGCACCAGCCAGACGCAGGAGAAUAGAAGAAAACUCACAAGAGAAUAGUGCCAUGGCUUCAGGAAGCGCUAGGCCUGAAGCUAGAGAUACUGGCGGCCGAAGGAAAGGAUCGGCUGGCCGGCCGAGGGAGCAUGGUGGACGUCAGGACGAACUUGAUGGGUUUACCGAGGGAUGGGGACAAGAGAAUCCACAGAGUAGGGAAGAAUCGCGAGCACAGCGAGUUAGAGAAUGGAUGGAAGAACACCCUGAGGAGCAUAGAGCCCACCUUGCUAGACAACGCCAACAACAACAACAGCAGAUGGAGGAGGAUGAUGAGGAUAGAGGAGUAAAGCUUGGUUUAGGAGAUUUUAUCUUCUACUCCAUCCUGGUUGGAAAGGCUAGUAGUAAUGGUGACUGGAAUACUACCCUGGCAUGCUUCGUGGCAAUUCUGAUUGGACUCUGCUUAACCCUUGUCUUCCUAGCUUUGUUCAGACGCGCCCUGCCUGCUCUGCCCAUCUCCAUCACUUUUGGUCUUAUCUUCUACUUCCUCACCAGCGAGAUAGUGUCUCCUUUCUGCAAUGUUCUCUCAGCUGAUCAAAUAUUCAUCUAAAGACCGCGGUAUUCUUACUUCUGGAAUGUACUGACAGCUAAUCAAAUAUUCAUCCAAAGACCGCGUUAUUCUUACUUUUAAAAAUUUUCUGUCAGCUGAUAAAAUAUUCAUAAAAAACGCACUUUAAAUCAGAAAAAAGCUUCUAACCAUCCGUUUGAUGGCUGGGAUAGCUGAAAUUCAUGAAAUAUACCUAAAUAAUCGAUAACCAUGAUUAAAUCAACAAAUUUUAAAUAUUAAUAACAGUUUACACAAAUUCGAAAAGAUGGGUAGAGUGCUUUUUUCAACAUUGCUACUAUUUUUUAUCGUUCUAAGUUUGUUUUAAGAGUAUAUGGUGUUUCAGCUUUUACCCGUUCUUUGUUAUUUUAUAGGAAUUUCUUUGUAUACUCUAAAAAGAAAUUUGGCUCGAAAUAGAAAUAGUACCACUUAACAACCUUUCCUAGAUUCAAGACAAAAACAGAUGAUCUCUUUUUCUUUAUCUGUUUUAUCUGUAUUUGAUGGCGACGGUAUUGAGAAGUGCUCUAACAAUAUUGACAAUUACCUCUCUCCACCAUACUUCAGACAAUCCAAUAUAAGUUGAUAGCAGCCCCCCGGUCCAUAUUUUAACCCAGAAACUAAUACACAAAUAAUUAAUUAUUAUUAUUAUUGCAAAUAUUCUGCAUGAUAAAACUUUUCAUUAUAGUUUGAUUGAUUAAUUGUCAUUUGAUUCAUUAUUGCAUUUACGUUGUGAUAUGUUUUGCUUGUAUUAAUGUUUUAUCUAAUUGAUUAAAUUUAUUUUCUUAAUA